AGCGAGUCGAUAGCGAUACGAUUCUCACACGAGAAGGUUAUCUUCCAUACCGCGCUGACCCACGGUGUCUUUGACAGAAAUGGCAGGGUUUGCCGUGCAGACGGUUCUGCUGAGCGCAAGGCAUCAGCUUGGUGCAGCAACAUCGGUGAACCUUGUUCAUGUGGCUUCAUACAGCAAUGAUGUCCAUACAAUAAAGAAUCCAAAAUUAUCCCAACUGAAAAGAGGAACUGGUGGGAGAUCAAGCUUCAAUGGAGUUGUAGCAACAGUGUUUGGAGCCAGCGGUUUUCUAGGCAGAUAUGUUUGUAAUCGGUUGGGGAAAAUAGGUACACAGCUGAUAAUACCAUAUCGUGGGGACCACUAUGAUGUACUAAGGCUGAAACUUGUUGGAGAUUUAGGCCAAGUGCUGUUUGUGCCUUAUGAUCUCAGAGAUAAGGAAUCUGUCUUCAAAGCUGUAAAAUAUUCCAAUGUGGUCAUUAAUCUUGUUGGCCGUGACUGGGAGACAAAGAAUUUCAAGUUUGAUGACGUUAAUGUGGAAGGUGCCAGAACUAUUGCAAAUGCUGCUCGUGAAGCUGGAGUAGAAAAAUUGAUCCACCUGUCUGCACUGAAUGCAAUGGAGAAUCCAGAGCCUAUUGUUAUCCCAAAAGGCUCAAAAUUUUAUCAGAGCAAAUGGAGAGGUGAAUGUGCUGUAAGAGAAGCAUUUCCUGAAGCAAUAAUAUUUCGUCCUUCAGUCAUUUAUGGUCAAGAAGACAGAUUCCUCAGGUAUUAUGCUCAUGUUUGGAGAAGACAGUUCCAAGCUUUACCAUUGUGGAAGAAGGGUGAGCACACGAUAAAGCAACCAGUAUUCGUCAGUGAUGUUGCAGCUGGAAUUAUCAAUGCUGUGAAAGACCCAGACGCUGCAGGGAAAGUAUUCCAGGCUGUUGGUCCAAAACGCUAUUUGCUGUCUGAGCUGGUGGACUGGUUUCAUCGUGUAAUGCGACGCGACGAAGAGUGGGGCUACUGGCGAUAUGAUAUGCGAUAUGAUCCUCUGUUUUCACUGAGAGUAACUUUAACAGAAAUGUUGUGUCCUAGUUGGCCAGUGGGGUAUCUGCAUUGGGAGGGUAUUGAAAAGGAGCAUACAACAGAUAUUUUGGAGAGUGGGGUUCCCACUUUAGAGGAUUUGGGUGUUACACUGACACACAUGGAAGAUCAAGUUCCAUGGGAGUUACGACCUUUCAGAGCUGGAGCUUACUACCAUGAAGAAUUGGGUGAAUUUGCCCCUCCUGCUCCUCCAAAUUCUAUACCUGUGUAGUGCUCUGCCAGAACAACUUUUAACAGCAUUUAGACUGUAUCUAGUUCUAAUUUUGUAAAUUAUUUUUGGUCCUUCUGAUUGGAGCCAUGGUAUUUAACACGUUGUGAGCAUUUGAUUUUUCACUUUGAAUUUUCUUGGAAAAUCUACAGAAGUUUCUUCCAAAAUCUAGUUUUGAUUCCACAAUAUAAUAAUCUUAUGUUAAUGUUGUGAUAUGAAAUGAUAAAUACAAAAUGAUGUAUAUAGUAA
This is a messenger RNA of Schistocerca serialis cubense, 1534 nucleotides long. RefSeq names its product NADH dehydrogenase [ubiquinone] 1 alpha subcomplex subunit 9, mitochondrial (gene ND-39). NCBI's taxonomy places the organism in Eukaryota, Metazoa, Arthropoda, Insecta, Orthoptera, Acrididae. The record is from RefSeq and is a predicted model, not a curated record. Gene Ontology annotation, cellular component: mitochondrion. The coding region runs from base 80 to 1288 and encodes 402 amino acids. Gene Ontology annotation, molecular function: protein-containing complex binding. The transcript has 7 exons.